Molecule: messenger RNA, 4294 nt
Organism: Fundulus heteroclitus (mummichog)
Lineage: Eukaryota; Metazoa; Chordata; Actinopteri; Cyprinodontiformes; Fundulidae
Gene: snrka
Product: SNF related kinase a
Exons: 8
Coding region: 413-2929 (838 amino acids)
Biological process (GO): intracellular signal transduction; microtubule cytoskeleton organization; protein phosphorylation
Cellular component (GO): cytoplasm
Molecular function (GO): ATP binding; tau-protein kinase activity; protein serine/threonine kinase activity
Source: RefSeq, a predicted model, not a curated record
UACUACUUGAAGUGUGUGGAAAUUGUUUAAUAUUACGGAGCUACAUUGAAAUCAUUCUGCCUAAAUUAGGAUGGCCAGCCGCCACGAAGAACCAAGAAGAAGAAGAACAGUUCUGGAAAUAUCGACACUAUGUUGAGUACUUGAACGUAGCAUCUCAGCCCCCAGCCCCGGCUGGGAGGAAACAGCCAUUCCGAGCAGCGCAGCCGUUGCUAACGAUGCCAUGUCCCGUCUCACGGAUGAAGCCUGGCUUUAGGGACUGCAUGGGUGCCGCGGUCACCGAAAACAAGGAAGCUGGAGCCAUGGGUUUCCUCUCCAGCCUCGGAUGAAGUGAAAUAAGCUGGACCCACGCGAGCCCAGCGACCUGCCGCCGCCCACCAGGGGGGCUCCCCUCUCCCCUUCGCCGUCUCCAGCCAUGGCGGGUUUCAAGCGGGGCUACGACGGCAAAAUCGCCGGCCUUUACGACCUGGACAAGACGCUGGGGCGGGGCCACUUCGCCGUGGUCAAGCUGGCGCGGCACGUCUUCACCGGGGAGAAGGUGGCGGUGAAGGUGAUCGACAAGACCAAGCUGGACACGGUGGCGACGGGCCACCUGUUCCAGGAGGUGCGCUGCAUGAAGCUGGUGCAGCACCCCAACAUCGUGCGCCUGUACGAGGUGAUAGACACUCAGACCAAGCUGUACCUGAUCCUGGAGCUGGGCGACGGAGGGGACAUGUUUGACUACAUCAUGAAGCACGAGGAAGGCCUGAACGAAGAGCUGGCUAAGAAGUACUUUGCCCAGAUAGUCCACGCCAUCUCCUACUGCCAUCGGCUGCACGUGGUGCACCGGGACCUGAAGCCCGAGAACGUGGUGUUCUUCGAGAAGCAAGGACUAGUUAAGCUCACCGACUUCGGCUUCAGUAACAAGUUCCAGCCGGGGAAGAAGCUGACCACCAGCUGCGGCUCUCUGGCUUACUCCGCUCCGGAAAUCCUCCUGGGCGACGAGUAUGACGCUCCGGCUGUAGACAUCUGGAGUCUCGGUGUGAUCCUGUUCAUGUUGGUUUGUGGCCAGCCACCUUUCCAGGAAGCAAACGACAGCGAGACUCUCACCAUGAUCAUGGACUGUAAAUACACGGUACCGACCCAUGUCUCCAGUGCCUGCAAAGAUCUAAUAGACCGCAUGCUGCAGAGGGACCCUAAGCGCAGAGCCUCACUGGAGGAGAUUGAGAGCCACACCUGGCUGCAAGGGGUGGACCCCUCACCGGCCACCAAGUACAGCACUCCUCUGGUCUCCCACAAGAACCUGUCCGAGGAGGAGCACAACAGCAUCAUCCAGCGCAUGGUGCUGGGAGACAUCGCUGACAGAGAGACUAUAGUCGAGGCUCUGGAGACCAACAAAUACAACCACAUCACGGCAACAUACUACCUGUUAGCAGAGAGGAUCCUGAGGGAGAAGCAGGAGAAGGAGGUCCAGACACGCUCCUCCAGCCCCAGCAACAUCAAGGCACACUUCAGGCAGUCGUGGCCAACAAGAGUGGACAUGCAUCAGGACAUAGAGGACACCUUGGCUUCUUCAUCUAUCUCGCACGCUGGAGGCCCCCAGUCCCCUGCUCGCAGUGCAGAGAACCUGCUCAACGGGCAUCGCUCUAAAGGCAUGAUGGACCUGGGCCGACGGGAGGAGAGUUCAGUCACCGACUCAGCUCAGGGAGCCUGUGCAGCAGCUUGUGGCCCUGCUCCUCCUCCUGGGACCUUCAGAGCUCAGGGUCCCUCCACGGCAGCAGCCAAGCAGAGAAUCUGUCUGUUCAGAGUGGAGGAGGAUGAAGAGGAGGAGGAAGAGCAGGACCCCUCCCCCCUCCCGACCCAAGUGAUCCUGCGGCGUAAGCCUCCUUCCAUCACCAACCGCCUCACCUCCAGGAAGAGCGCCCCGGUGCUCAACCAGAUCUUCGAGGAGGAGGGCGAGUCAGACGACGACUGUGAGAUGGACGAGGGUCUGCCGCCCAAGCUCAGCCGACUCAAGAUGAACAUUGCCGGGACCGCCGGCGGCGUGGGCCCCGGGGCCACCUCGGCGACGUCCCCGGGGCCCACGCAGAAGCACUACCACAGGCGCAAGAGCCAGGGAAGGGGGUCGUCAUGUUCCAGCUCGGAGACGAGCGACGACGAUUCCGAGAGCCACAGGAGGCGUCUGGACAAGGACUCGGGUUUCACCUACAGCUGGAACAGAAGGGACAGCAGCGAGGGGCCCCCCGGCAGCGAGGGGGGCAACGGAGGGGGCAGCAGCUCCGGGCAGGGGAAACCCCCGUCUGAGGGAGGCGGCUCCUCUGGCGCUGACAGAGGCAGUCCUCCUGGUGCUGGUGGGAACGGAGAAAGGGAAGGUGGCGGUGGUGGAGGGGGGAGCGGGAGAGCAGGGGGGGGCAACCAGGGACAAGACCGGCCCUCCAGUUGCUGCAACAACAGUAGCUCUACCAAGCCCUCCCUCAGCGUGGCAUCCCGGCCGUCCCGCACGGCGAGCCGCGGCUCCGAGCUCGUGGAGAGUCUGAAGCUGAUGAGCCUGUGCCUCAGCUCCCAGCUGCAGCAGCACCGCGGCGGGCGGGGGGCGCGAGGGGGAGGGGGCAAGCUCAUCAUAGACCCUCGAGAUGUCAAAGUCCAGGAGAAGUCGGCGUGGAGGAUCUGCAUCGGCUCCAGCGAGAGCCCGGACUCCGUCACCCUCCCCAACACCACCACCACUGGCCUUCCACGCACUCACGCCGUGCUGCACCUGCACCAGAAAGCGGUGGCGCCCGGCCUGCAGACCGGGCCCGGCAGCAGGGACGUUCACAGCAACAUGACCGCCCUGAAGAAGGGCGUGCUGCAACUACCUCUGUGUGAGAAGACCAUCUCUGUCAACAUCCAGCGGGGCUCCAGGGAGGGGCUGCUGUGUAGCUCGGCUCCAGCCAGCUGCUGCCAGGUCAUCUGACCAACGCCUCCUUCCACUUUGUCCCUCAUGCCUCCUGUCCCACCCCCGCUCUGCCGCUCGUUUGUAGGAGGACGUGUUCUCCCGUUUCCCCUCGUUCUUUAAACCCAACCGCACUUUAACGUUCUUCAGCUGAAUGUCAAGCAGAGUAGCAGCGAGUCCAAACUGUCCAAGAGCUGAAACCACUAGAGAGAGCCGGUUACAGUCAUCUUUAAACAGGACAGAGCGCAACGUGCUUAAAAGCAUGUUUGGUCGAACAGAAAUCUGCUACUUUUGUGUGGAGAGUACGUUCUCCGAGCACGGGUCAUAUCAGAACAUCAACUUGGAAUGUUGCAAGCAUGGAGAGCAGAAGCCUUGUUGGUUUCAGAAAAGGUUCUAGGACAGGUUUCUGCCAGGGUCACGUUUAUUCUCCUGAAUAACGUUUCCCGCUCAGACCAAAUUCUAAAUGAGAGCGUGCCGCAGUCUGGGUCCUCCAGCCUGGGUCCUCCAGCCGGUCUAACAUUCAUCCCGUUGUUAAGAGAGAACUCUUUCCAAAGGUGGCUCCAUGCGGCACCUCACAGCAAGUUUACAGUCCUCCUUCUACUCUCCCACCUCUGGUGCUGUUCCAACCAGGAGCUUCAGUGUUUUCAUGGGGAUUUUAUGUGACAGACCAGCAGAAACGAUUCCUGCUGCUCAUUUCUAUCUUCUGCCAUCUGAAAACGGUGGUGCUUGUAGAGCCACCCUUGGGUGCGGGUCUUUUGGGUAUCUCUCUACCAGCUUUGAACAUCUACAGACUAGAAAGUUUCACCCAUUGGUUCUAAUACAGCUGGAGCACAUCUGGAGACAGAUUGGAUGUAGACGAUGUUGGAGCAGGUUCUCCUAACGUGAUUCUGCUGUGUUCUAGACCAGUGGUUCUCAGCCUUUAUUCAGCCAAGUACCCCCUAACAGCGCAGAUCAUUUUUAGUUGAGAAAACAGACUUAAAACAGAUCACUGUGCUGUCAGAGUCUAAUUAAUGAAACUUUGGAACUCAUAAACACAUACAUUUGGAAAUUUAAAUGUUAAUAAACUAUUACUAAAUGUAUUACAAAGAUUUCUCAUCACUAAAAUGUAGUGAUUCAAACUAAUGCAGUGAAAACAGUGACCAUAUAACCACUUAAAGCUAUAACAUGAUCCCUAUAAAACUCCUUAAAAUUUGCAAGACACCUCACUUGUAGUGGUCUCUCUUGAACUAUUUGGACAUAAAAGAAAUAAAUAAAUAAAGAUUUUUGCACAUAAAACAAUUAUCAACAUAAAGUGUCCUCCUUUGGGAUCACAGUAAAGAUCUGUUCUCAAAGAGAAAUCAUUAACUUAAUUUUAAAUAAAAGCAGAACUUGCUAAAAAUAAAAGAU